Messenger RNA from Naegleria lovaniensis, 474 nucleotides. RefSeq lists its product as uncharacterized. The record is from RefSeq and is a predicted model, not a curated record. The transcript has a single exon. The coding region runs from base 1 to 474 and encodes 157 amino acids. Lineage: Eukaryota; Heterolobosea; Eutetramitea; Acrasida; Naegleriidae.
AUGUCCUUCAAGCCAUACACGUUUGCUGCAGGAGCCAUCAGUGCUCUCGGAUUGGGCAUUCAUUUAACUGUUGGAGGCAAGCAUGUCGUGACACCUCUCUUGAAAAAGCAUGAAGAAAAACAAUUGAAUGAAAGAGUCACUAAUUUACUUUAUGCAUGUUGGCAUAUUACUUCCCUAACAUUGGCAGCGUCUUCAGCAGUCCUUGUUUCCUACGCAUUGGGACGAGAACAUUUGAUUGGAAAAUUGAUCAAGGUGACUCCAGAGUUGGUGGACUAUGUUUGUGAAGUGAACCUUGGUGCUGCUUUAUUGGCCUUGGAUCUUUCAUUGUUUGGAGUUGUGGAUCAAGAGAAGGAAGAAAACUUGGAAACCAAACAAAUUGUGUUGCGGCGAUUGACCAGAUUCCCUCAAUGGAUGGCAUUUGGACUCAUUGGACUUCUUCCAUUUGUUGAUAAGAGAUUCUUGGCAAAGAAAUAG